UCCUGCCCAAAGUUUAGACCCGACUGGAGCAAAAGUUUUUUUCUAGAAAGUGAGCAGCGGUGAUUUGUCCUGCGAACUAUGAAUCUUUCCUGUAAGAAUAUUCUCUAACUCGGCCUGAGCACAGAUAAGUGCGACUUUUCCGAGCGCUUGUUGCGUUUGUCGUGUUUUGUGGCUGCGUCUGCUUUUUUUUUUUUUUUUUUGGAAAAGUUGGGGCCGGACGACAACAUAUUCCAGUGUGGAGUAGAUAUGCGCUUUGUUGCAUUCACAAGUAUGCCAGCAAGAAACAACAGGAAAGCGCUGUGUUUCACCGCAGAUUUCGACAGCUAACACACUUUGGAAGAAAGCAAAGUCCUCGGCUGUGAAACUUUAAUAUGACUCGGGAUAACUUUUACUAAGUGUCGUCGAGAUUUCCUGCUGUGUGAAGAAGAAGGAGGAAAAAAAAGUUUGGGAUUGGCUCAAACUUCUUUUUUGUGACUUUGUGAACGCGACAUUUUCGGACACAUAAAGUUGACAGACUGUUUUGGGACAAUGGAUCCGAGCCAGCACAACCCUCCUGCCGGACACCAGAUCGUCCAUGUACGGGGCGACUCAGAGACCGACCUGGAGGCUCUUUUUAACGCCGUGAUGAACCCGAAAAACACUAUCGUGCCCCCUUCCGUACCCAUGAGGAUGAGGAAGCUGCCAGACUCCUUCUUCAAACCCCCUGAACCAAAGUCCCAUUCCAGACAAGCCAGUACCGAUGCUGGGAGCGGCGGAGCACUCACACCCCACCACGUCCGUGCACACUCAUCCCCGGCCUCCCUGCAGUUAGGAGCUGUCACUGGUGGCUCUCUGGCCGGCAUGCCCCCACCAGGUGCUUCCCCUCAACAUCUCCGUCAGUCAUCCUAUGAGAUUCCUGAUGACAUGCCCCUGCCACCAGGGUGGGAGAUGGCCAAGACCGCCUCUGGCCAGAGAUACUUCCUCAACCACAUUGAUCAGACCACCACUUGGCAGGAUCCUCGUAAGGCCCUGCUCCAGAUGAACCAGGCUGCCCCGGCCAGUUCUGUGCCAGUCCAGCAACAGAACAUUAUGAAUCCAGCCAGUGGUCCUCUCCCCGAGGGCUGGGAACAAGCUAUUACAUCAGAGGGAGAAAUUUACUACAUCAACCACAAGAACAAGACCACAUCCUGGCUUGACCCACGACUUGACCCGCGCUUUGCCCUGAACCAGCAGAGGAUCUCCCAGAGUGCUCCAGUGAAGCAGGGCCAGCUCCCUCCUGGAAUCAUGGGAAGUAACAACCAGAUGAGACUGCAGCAGAUUGAGAAGGAAAGACUGAGACUGAAGCAACAGGAGCUGCUUCGACAGAGACCACAGGAGCUCGCUAUAAGAAAUCAGCUGCCGACCAGUAUGGAUCAAGAUGGCAGCACGAACCCUGUGUCCUCUCCAAUGGCCCAGGAUGCCCGGACCAUGACCGCUAACAGCUCUGACCCAUUCCUCAACAGCGGGACCUACCACUCCAGGGAUGAGAGCACAGACAGCGGCUUGAGUAUGAGCAGCUACAGUGUCCCCCGCACUCCAGAUGACUUCCUUAACAGUGUGGAUGAGAUGGACACAGGGGACCCUCUUCCACCCUCCAUGGCAACACAGCCCAGUCGUUUCCCCGACUACCUGGACGCCAUCCCGGGAACAGACGUGGACCUGGGCACCCUUGAGAGCGAGAGCAUGGCGGUGGAGGGCGAAGAGCUGAUGCCCAGUCUCCAGGAGGCCCUGAGCUCUGACAUCCUCAACGACAUGGAGACAGUGCUGGCAGCUACCAAGAUCGACAAGGAGAGCUUCCUCACAUGGUUAUAGAAGAUCCGAGCAGGGCGCUCCUUCCUCCUCUCGCCACACUCUGAACUGCUGCCUGCUCUAAUCUGUGAAGGAGUCAUAGAUGCUUUUACAAGACAUUUCAGCGAGCCUCUCUGGACUUCUGUCUCUGUCUCGGCGUGUAAGGCCAACCUCUUGUGAGGCAGUAUUGUUCUUUUCUUUUCACUGGUGUGUUAUCUCUUUAUUUUGUCUGUGUCUUCAAGGCUGGCCCAUGAACAGACAAUUAACGCAAGGGUCCCCAAAUCUUUCACAGAUCUGUCAGUGAAUCUAGGGCAUCUUUACCUAGAGCAGGGGCCGCUCCUUACCCCUGGUCUCCCCUCAUAGCUGCGCUGGGCGGGUGCAUGUGCUCUAAUGCAAGACCUGCCAUCAUCAGUUAUCACCUGGAGUCUCUGGUGCCUCUCUUUUCUCUUGCAGUAUAGCGUGAACCAGCACUACUUAACUGCGUUUGGGACUAUUGCAUUUAGCUUGAGUAGCUUUAUAUUUGGCCUUGUACAUUUUUAUUCUUUUUUUUUGUUUGUUUUCAAUGAGCCUGAGAAACCAAAAAUGAUGUAUUUGAAGCAUAAAGAACAAUACUGAUUUGGAGUAAAGGUAAUGUGAGGCCCAGUUUGGACAUGUUGGCUUGUUGCUGGGUAGGGGGGGCGGGGUAGUGGAGUGAGAGUUGGAGCCUGGGGACCGACUACAUUGCUGCUUGGCUGUGCCAGCAAGUCUAAGUUAAACCUUUGAUAGAUCAAGUGCCUUCAGUUGUAUUUUUUGAGACGCGAGCAACACGAACAAUUACUAAGUUUCUGUAAUGCAGCGGCAAGCAUACGGCUGCGUUCAUUUACCACACUUUCCUCUUUCUACUGUUCAGUAAUCAAAGUUGUAUUUUUGUUUUAUAAACACAUUAUAAGGGGAUUUAGGGAUUUCUGUUUUUUUGGGUUUUUUUAAACCCUAGCUUCUAAGUAUCUCAGUCUUAUCCAAGCCUAAUUCAAGAUUCAUUCUUUUUAUCUUUUUAGUAUUCCUUUAUUUUUUAGGUUACUACAUAUGUAUGAUAGCUUAGAUCAAAUGGCAUUUUGCUUCUUGUUUUUCUUUCAUAGAUGAAUUAACACUUUUUUUAACAGGGUCGACUCUUAUCACAGCACAUCACUUCACCACCAUGAAGUCUGCCAAGACACAAUGAUUCAGUUUUGGCUAUUUGUUUUUUUAACCAUUUAGCUCCUCUUGUCUCUGAUUUACUAUAUACAUAUUAGUGUUAUUGUUUAUUUGUUGAUCACAUGCAGCUUUUUAAAACUAUCUUUCCUAAACAUUAACCAAAAAGGCAGAUCUCUCGGCUAAACAGAAACUACAGCUCUUUGAUCAAUUAAACCUUGUGACAACAUACAGAGAGGGGGCGAGGGUUAAAAUGUUUGACGCAGCCUUCCCGCAGAGGGAGCUGAAUCCCUCUGCACGACGCUGUGUGUUGAAACGAGGGGUUAACAGACCACAACUUGGACAAGUUUAAGCAGGUUUAAGAGUCAUGUCGAGGGGGUAGUGUAGAAGGCCAGGGUUUGACUGACAGCAGCGAGUUACGUGGAUUGUGGAUUUUUUUUUUUUUUUUUGGUGAAAUAAUUACGAAACAAUCAGUUAUUAUCUCAGUCAGGAAUUGUUGUGGCAGAUUCCAAAGAUGUUUUUUGUAAUGACGCUAACACUUAUUUUUGCUUCCAUUUUCACCGAGUCCAGAAAACAGUAUGAUUUGUAAAUCAGCCUCUGUAUGAACACACUGUAUAAGCUAAUGAGAAAAUGAUGUAGGUUUAAAGUGUUAAUGGACAUGUCUGAAUAGGUCUAGCUGAGAGAUUCUUUUUUAGAUGGUUGUUUUGAGUGACUAACCCCGAGAUUUUAAGGAUGAGGUUUCAGAACAGAGAAGCAAGUGAUUUUUCUAGAAGCGCUCACAUGUUUACAUUCUCUCUGAGUAAGAGACUGCUACAGCUGCAGUGGAGACAACACAACACACUGACAAUUCUCUCAUAAUCACAUUAUUGUCAUGUUUACACCAUGUCUACAUCUUUGCAUGUAACCUUUGAGUAAUCAGCCUGCCGUGCAUGCCCUUGGUUGAAGCCUCACAGGGUGUCACACUGAUUCUGUUGCCAACCAAUGCGUCAUUGGUUGCAUUAACUUGAUGGAUCAAUUUUUUUUUUUAGAUCAGAGAACAUGAACAAUUUUUUUUUUAUUCUGUGUGAGAAACCUGUUUUUAGUUUUGAUUUUACUGAUCAUUAAAUCAUGUGUUGAUGAUGGAUUUAAGAUGGAUAAACAGUGUUGGUGAGAACAAUGCAACUAAAAUGAGUGGUACACUACAGUGCUUGUAUUGCACGGCUACAGAGUUUUCAUUUUGAUGCAAUGACGCAUUUUGUCACACAAACCUGAUUUUAUGCUUACUUAGUGUGUAACUGUCAGAGCAUAUUAGCUGUUGACUGUCAUUGUAGCAGUAGAACUAAUCACACAAGUUAAAGGAUUUUGUAUUUAGAGUUUUCUAAAUGCACAUGAAAUGAAUUUAUAUUCAGUAAUGAUCUGUUCUUUUUUUUUUUUUUUUUGAUAGAUAUGUGCAUGUGUUUUAGAACAAUAAAUUCUGUUACAUUAUAUCUUGCUUCAUAUGAUACUUUGAAAUUGGCCUGAAAUAAAGUAUAUACUUUGUGGUAA
Messenger RNA from Epinephelus moara (kelp grouper), 4497 nucleotides. It is a transcript of the gene yap1, whose product is annotated as Yes1 associated transcriptional regulator. Gene Ontology annotation, molecular function: transcription coactivator activity; protein binding; transcription corepressor activity. Gene Ontology annotation, cellular component: cytoplasm; nucleus. The record is from RefSeq and is a predicted model, not a curated record. Gene Ontology annotation, biological process: hippo signaling; positive regulation of transcription by RNA polymerase II. Bases 529 to 1830 code for a protein of 433 amino acids. The transcript is spliced from 8 exons. NCBI's taxonomy places the organism in Eukaryota, Metazoa, Chordata, Actinopteri, Perciformes, Serranidae.